UGAGAGCAGUAACCCAUCCGCCAUUGUGGCACGGAGCAGCGGGGGGAUUUUCUAACCAUCUGAUGAGCCGUUGAGCGCGUGCGGGGUGAAUGUUUCCGGGGAAGUGGAGCUCCGACCAGCCGCCUCGGACCGCGCGUGACCUUAGCGCUCAGGCUAAGUGUGUUUAAAGCUCCGCGCGUGCGUGAAGUCUGAUUGGCUGAAAGGAAGGAAGAGGCUUUAAACGUAACUAAUAAUAAUAAUAAUUAUAAUUCUAAUAAAAACAACAAUAAGUGGGAAAAGCUAUCAGAGUGAAGUGAUAAUAGCAUCAUCACGCAGCUCAGGGCUCGGAGAGGAGGAUGUCUGCCACAACUGUUGAUCAGAGACCUAAAGGCCAAGGAAAUAAAGUGCAAAACGGUUCGAUGCAUCAGAAGGAUUCUGUAAAUGAUGAUGAUUUUGAGAAUUACUUAAGCAGCCAGACAAAUCAGAGUAAUAGCUACCCACCAAUGUCUGAUCCCUACAUGCCCAGCUACUAUGCCCCAUCUAUCGGAUUUCCCUACUCUCUGGGUGAAGCUGCGUGGUCCACCGCAGGUGACCCCCCUAUGCCCUACUUGACCACAUAUGGACAGAUGAGCAACGGCGAACACCAUUUCAUCCCUGACGGAGUCUUUAGCCAACCUGGUGCUCUAGGCAACACACCUCCCUUUCUUAGUCAACAUGGAUUUAACUUCUUUCCUGGCAACGCAGACUUUUCCACCUGGGGCACCAGCGGCUCACAGGGCCAGUCGACCCAGAGCUCGGCGUACAGCAGCAGCUAUGGCUACGCGCCCAGCUCACUGGGCAGGGCUAUAGCAGAUGGGCAGGCCGGCUUUGGCAGCGACACACAACUCAGCAAGGUUCCUCCACUGAGCAGCAUCGAUCAAGGCAUGGCCGGGCUCAAGCUCGGAUCUGACAUGGCAGCUGUCACCAAAACUGUCGGUUCUCCUCUUGGAGGAACAGCUGGGAUGAGCAGCCUGGCAGCCAACAGCGUGCCCCCUGUCAGCUCCUCAGCUCCUAAGCCUACAUCUUGGGCAGCCAUUGCUAGGAAACCAGCUAAACCUCAGCCCAAACUCAAGCCUAAGAUCAAUCCAGGCAUGGGGAGUGGUUCCACCAUUCCUCCCCCACCUAUAAAGCAUAACAUGAACAUUGGAACUUGGGAUGACAAAGGUUCCAUCUCAAAACCACCACUUGCUCAGCAGAUGUUGCCCCCUCUGGUGCAGCCACAGAUUUUAGCUCAACCUCAGCCCUUAUUGCCUCCUCAACCCCAACCCCAGCAGCUCCAGCUUCAGUCCCCUCAACCCCCUCCACAGCUUCAGCCAGGUCCACCACAUCCUCUCCAGCCCCAUCCGUCUCAAGCUGCCCCUCCUCAGCCCCAGCAUACUCUCCCUCAGCAGAAUGCACCACCCCAGAACCGUUGGGUGGCACCGAGAAACAGGGUGGCCACAUUUAAUCAGAGCGGGGGGCAGGAGAACUUCAUUCUGGGCCCCGGUGUGCCCUUGAGUGCCUCCCCUUCCACCCCUGGUGAGCUCCACCCGGUGCUGGAGAAGCUCAAAGCGCUUAACAGCUACAACCCCAAAGACUUUGACUGGAACGUGAAGAACGGACGCGUGUUCAUCAUUAAGAGCUACUCCGAGGACGACAUCCACCGUUCCAUCAAGUACUCGAUCUGGUGCAGCACGGAGCACGGCAACAAGCGGCUGGACGCAGCGUACCGUUCGCUGGCUGCCAAGGGCCCGCUCUACCUUCUGUUCAGCGUCAACGGCAGUGGCCACUUCUGUGGCGUAGCCGAGAUGAAGUCUCCCGUGGACUACAACGCGUAUGCCGGUGUCUGGUCUCAGGAUAAGUGGAAGGGCAAGUUCGAGGUCAAGUGGAUUUUCGUCAAGGACGUGCCCAACAACCAGCUCCGGCACAUCCGCCUGGAGAACAACGACAACAAGCCGGUCACCAACUCCAGGGACACUCAGGAGGUGCCUCUGGAAAAGGCCAAGCAAGUGCUUAAAAUUAUCGCCACUUUCAAGCAUACCACCUCGAUCUUUGAUGAUUUUGCACAUUACGAAAAACGGCAGGAGGAAGAAGAAGCCAUACGAAGGUGUUUCUGGAUUCAAGAAACCUACCAAAACGCCGUCCGCUUUGAGGAUCCGUCUUCUGGAUUGUCCAGAUGUGUGAAUACCUUUUGAGAGAGAACUAGAAAUAAACAGUAACCUUCCAGACAUCUGUUCUGCUAGAACUUCAACACUAAUAAUGUAGAACCUUUGAAUUAUUGCCUAACCACAGAGGAAGAACGAGGGUUCUGCUCUAUUUUCUGCUGAAGACGAUGUACGAACACUAACACGACGACGACCAUGGACUGUCGAUUUUUGAUGCAUCUGCCCUUAUUAUUAUGACAAAAGAAAGCAACAUUGAUCACAUAAACUGUAUCUUUAAGCACUUUCAGUCAUUUAAAAAAAAAAAAAAAGGAAAAAAAAAAAAAAAAAGCUUCUUACCAACACCCUUAACUCGCACCGGACUCCUGUUUGGUAUUAACUGACUAACCUGGCUAGUUGGUUUCAAGGAUUUCACCAAACUUGUUUGUAUUUGUAAGUCUUUCCGUUUAGUAUUUUAAGUUCUUUGGGUUUUGCACAAAUGUGUGCUCUCCGAGGAAACGGAAAGUGUGUAACGACAAAUCUGUACUUGAAUCCGUGAUGCUUUCUAAUCCUCCACUGUAGUACUGAGGAAAGAAAGCGAUUUUUUUUUUUCCUUUUCCCCCCCUCAUUUUGUUUCCCUCCCUGACUGAAUUAAAUUGAAGCACGAGUUGGAAUAAUGUGCAUUUUUGUCACCCCUUCACCCUUCCUCCUUCCAUCUGUGUACCACAAGAAAAUAAAUUAUGCAGCUUGGUGGAACGCCACACGUUAAGGUACACCCCCCCCCCCCCCCCCCCCGUUUUUUUUUAUUAAUUAAUUUAUUUUUUUAAAACCUGCCUGUCCAUUUUUGUUCCUGUAACCAUCAUCAUUAUCCAGAAGUGCAUUAGUCGAAGGAGAACUGGGUACCUCACUCUGAAGCAGGGCCUCAUCCUUGUCGAAACUUCACCGUGGGUUUUGUCCCCAAACACAGCGACGCUUUUCUCCUUCAUGCUGAGUGAUUCCCUGAAUCCCCCCCCCCCCCCCCCAGUUUUCACUUUAUUAUAAAGUUGGAGGCUGUAAUUAAAUUUUUUUUUUUUUAAUUAGUCCAAAAUUAUUCGUGUUGCAUGAGGGUUUUCAUUUAAAUUUUUUUUUUUUUUUUGGAAAUUUUGAACCUAUGAAAUAUAUAUUAAGCAUUUAUAUUGAGGACAUGCAAAAUAUUAAGGAAAAAAAUCUAUUUAGGCCUUGAUUAUGAUGAAUUGAUUGAUUGAUUGAUUGAUUGAUUUUUUUAGUUUAAAAAUGCAUUGCUCUGGGUUGAAGUGAGAGAAGAGUGAAAAUGGCCGGUCGCCGGCGGUCCCGAUCCUCAGCAGCAUCUGCUCACAGGAAAUGCAUUUCCUGUUUCUUCAUUACAAGCUGCCUUCUUUAUAGGUCCAGUAGGAUUCUGUCUAUCUGCCUCUCUGUAUUGUAAAACACGGCACCUCAGUCACUUCCACGGCCGGGUUCAUGUUCUGGAUGGAGCAGAAGGAUAUCAACCCCUGCAACAAGAAGCAACUCCUCUUCUCUCUCACUCCUCCUCUCCCUCCGUGUGUUUGAUUUGUGGCAAUAUUUGUAUGGGUUACUGUAAAUCGAUGCUUCGUAAUGAUGCUAAUGCUAAUUGCAUUAUGUGAUUAAUCUGAUUUUAAAAAUAAAUAUAGAUUUAUUGAAAACUGAAAA
Neoarius graeffei (lesser salmon catfish) is the source of this 3824-nucleotide messenger RNA. RefSeq names its product YTH N6-methyladenosine RNA binding protein F3 (gene ythdf3). The record is from RefSeq and is a predicted model, not a curated record. Bases 336 to 2192 code for a protein of 618 amino acids. Gene Ontology annotation, cellular component: cytoplasm. Gene Ontology annotation, biological process: mRNA destabilization. Gene Ontology annotation, molecular function: mRNA binding; N6-methyladenosine-containing RNA reader activity. The transcript has 6 exons. Lineage: Eukaryota; Metazoa; Chordata; Actinopteri; Siluriformes; Ariidae.